Messenger RNA from Ascoidea rubescens DSM 1968, 1526 nucleotides. RefSeq names its product Golgi transport complex subunit COG5 (gene COG5). Lineage: Eukaryota; Fungi; Ascomycota; Saccharomycetes; Ascoideales; Ascoideaceae. Gene Ontology annotation, biological process: intra-Golgi vesicle-mediated transport. Gene Ontology annotation, cellular component: COG complex. The coding region runs from base 1 to 1446 and encodes 481 amino acids. The record is from RefSeq and is a predicted model, not a curated record. The transcript has a single exon.
AUGAGUGCUGGCGAGGAGAACGAAUUGAAGGAAUUGGAGGAGUACUCCUCCAGAGGGUUUUCGGCAGUGGAGUUUGCCAACAGGUUGUUGAUAUCUAUGAAUGACAUUGACCACAGCUACAGCUACGACAUUGAUGGCAGUGCUGGUGAUAGUAGUGGGAUGGAAUUGGAUAUCACCAAUCCCAUAAAGAAGUUGGAGUUUGAUUUGAUUGAGGUCAACAAGGAAAUGAGGGAAAUCGGGAACAGUAAGUAUGAGGAAAUAUUGAAUGAGAUGAAUAAAGAGAACGAUAUAAAAAAGUUGAUUUUGGAGAUCAUUUUGCCCUCGAUCAAGCAGAUCAACUCGAAUUUCAAUACAAUUGAAAAGAAUAUUUUGCAGCCUUUUAACGAGUUCAAAAAAUUGAACAAUUCAAUCAAGAAUCUAUAUUCGACGAGCAAUCUAUUAAGGAAGUUUCAAUAUUUUAUCUAUUUAUUUGAGGAGUUGAACAAUGGGAUAAACAACGAAAUUCUGGACUAUGACAGUGGCAGCAGUAAUAACAGUGGUGCAUAUUUGAAUAAAGUGAUUAGGAAUUACUAUUUUUUGAAUAAACAUUUAAAUGACAACGAAUCAUUAAUGAGUUUAAAAAUAAUUAGAGAUUAUAAAAUUAUCUUAGGUGAUAUUAAAAUUCAAAAAAUACUCAGGUUUUUGAAUCAGAAAUUCAAUUUUAUUAUUGUCAAUCAUGAUAAUACCAAUAUCAAAAGCAACAAUAAUGGUGAUAAUAAUUAUAAUGGUGAUAAUAAUUAUAAUAAUGACAUUACUGCUAAAAAAGAACUUGAUAACAUUAAAAUAUUAUUUAUAUCAUUUAUUAUAAUCGAUGAAAAUCACUUAGUCAAUAAGCUUAAAAAUUAUAUUAAUAGUUUAAUUAAUUUGUCAAUUAAUAAACUAUCAAGAAUUCUUACAUCUCCGCGAAAUUUUAAUAGUUUAAUGGUGGAAAUCAGUGAAAAUGGAUUAUUUUUGUUCAAAAUUAGCAAAAUAUUGGAAAAGACUGAGUAUCCAUUUUUUGAUGAAAAAGAAGAAACUGAAAAAAACAAUAAUGAAGCAAAAUUAAGGAAAAUUAAAAAGAAUUAUUGGAGCACUUGCCUCAAUGAACUUGAAAACAGUGCAAUUGGUACCGGCGUUUUGAAAAUGGUUAUCAAGAAAUUAGAUAUCAAUAAUAUUACAUUGUUGCAGUACUAUUGGAAAGAAAUUGCUAUUAAAUUUGAAAAAAUAUUAACCAGUACAAUUGAAAGAGGAGGGCCAGUUGGGAAGACGUUGAAGUUGUACUCCAGCGAAAUCAAAAAUUCCAUCAAGGUGAAUGUCAUCAACAGUGGAAAACUUAAUGCCAUUGAAGAGCUCUCAGAGAAUAGUUUCGAGGUAAAAAUGAUGUUGAACUCAACCAACAGCUUUGAUAGAAACACCAGAGUGUAUUAACUUCAUGCUUCAUAAAUUUCACUAGAAACUUGGUCAUAAAAUGCAUUAUAAAUUGCACUAUAAAAUGUAGUAUAAAUUGC